AAAAAGAAGAAGAUUAAGCCUAAAGUCAGCAUGUUAUCACCAAAGGCUUCUGCAAAAGUGAGAACAGCAAAACAAAAAUGUUCUCAUUUCCAAGUCAUUAGGACUUGGAACUGAGUGCAGAACUGUUGAUUCAUAGAGUAUCCACCAGCAAGACAGCAAGACGACACAGACUGUGGUUGUUGACACUUGGCUUAAUUUGUAGCAACCAAUAUCCUAUGGCAUCAGAGAUGAGCCUAGUAGGCCAUUCACAACUACCUUCAGCUGAUGGAUUUCCCCUUUCUGACGCUUCACCUUUAUUUGGUGUCCUUCCAGAACCAAUGACUUCUCCAGUGCAAGAUUCUGAUGUGUCAGCUUAUUCACAGUACAACCAUGUAUCCUUUCCUGCAGCACAGCCUCCACUCGCUUCACCACCUUAUUACUCUAGCCUUGGCUUCUAUCCCCAACAGCCUGAGGAAUGGUAUUCCCCUAUCAUGUAUGAGUUCAGAAAAAUGCCUUCUGAUAACUUCUACACCAAGGAGCCAGACCUAGGAAGCAUGGCUGUAGCCAAGAAGUCUCGGAUGGGGAUUUCCUCAGGAAGAAUGAAAGGCGAAGAGUUGUGUGUUGUCUGUGGUGACAAGGCCUCUGGGUACCAUUACAACGCUCUUACCUGUGAGGGCUGCAAAGGAUUCUUCAGAAGAAGUAUCACCAAAAAUGCUGUGUAUAAGUGUAAAAAUGGAGGAAACUGUGAAAUGGACAUGUAUAUGAGGAGAAAGUGUCAGAUGUGCCGUCUUCAGAAGUGCAAGGAAGUAGGGAUGCUGGCUGAGUGUUUGUUAACAGAAAUACAAUGCAAGUCAAAAAGGCUAAGAAAAAAUACGUCACAGCCUCUAGAUCAAUCAGCUGGUGAAGAUAAUGACGGUUCUGACCUGAAGCAAGUGUCUUCUACAACCAAAUUCUACAAGGAGAAAGUAGAACUAACCCCAGAACAACAGAAUCUUCUUCACUAUAUCAUGGAUUCAUAUAAUAAACAACGGAUUCCUCCUGAAGUUUCUAAAAAGCUGUUACAAGAGGAAUUCAGUGCUGAAGAAAACUUUCUCAUUUUAACAGAAAUGGCCACUAGUCAUGUACAGGUCCUUGUGGAAUUCACCAAAAGAUUACCAGGCUUUCAAACCCUUGACCAUGAGGAUCAGAUUGCAUUAUUGAAAGGUUCUGCUGUUGAAGCCAUGUUCCUUCGGUCAGCCGAAAUCUUCAACAGGAAACUCCCUAUAGGCCAUGCUGAUCUCCUGGAAGAAAGAAUUCGUAACAGUGGCAUCUCAGAUGAAUAUAUAACACCCAUGUUCAACUUCUAUAAAAGUAUUGGGGAACUGAAGAUGACACAAGAAGAGUAUGCUCUACUUACAGCAAUAGUUAUCUUAUCUCCAGAUCGGCAAUAUAUACAGGACAGAGAAUCUGUGGAAAGGCUUCAAGAGCCCCUGCUUGAAGUUCUGCAGAAGUUCUGCAAGCUUUAUCACACAGACAAUCCUCAACAUUUUGCCUGCCUCUUGGGUCGUCUUACAGAACUGCGGACUUUUAAUCAUCACCACGCGGACAUGCUGAUGUCUUGGAGAGUUAAUGAUCACAAGUUUACACCUCUUCUUUGUGAGAUAUGGGAUGUCCAGUAAUAAGACUGGGUUUAGUUACAAUCUUAAGCACAUUUACUUGGAAAAAUGGAACUGACUCUAUGUAAAUGUUUUCAGGGUCAAAUUUUUUAAAAAUCACGCCAAACCAAUUUUCCUUAUUGGAGUUUGUCAGUUAUUAUGUUUCCAAACUUUACGUAAAAUACUUUUACUGGGAAGCUGGAGUGACUGUUUUGUUCUUCAGAUUCCCACUGUCCUCUUGGAAGGAAAACAACAAAAAUCAUUUUACAUGCCAGAAGCUGAUAUCCUGUUAUCCCUUCAGUAAUUAAACUGACUGUAUCUCCAUUUCUUCUUUGAGAAUUAUGAGCUCUCCACAUGUAUUCAUUGCAUUCUGCAUAAUCUAAAUGUUUCAUUAUUAGACAAUUUUGUACUUACUAUAAGAAUUCAGUAAAUAUCACUCUCUCUAAAAA
This is a messenger RNA of Sceloporus undulatus (fence lizard), 2062 nucleotides long. It is a transcript of the gene NR1H4, whose product is annotated as nuclear receptor subfamily 1 group H member 4. Gene Ontology annotation, molecular function: RNA polymerase II cis-regulatory region sequence-specific DNA binding; bile acid binding; zinc ion binding. The record is from RefSeq and is a predicted model, not a curated record. Gene Ontology annotation, biological process: cell differentiation; positive regulation of transcription by RNA polymerase II; negative regulation of inflammatory response. Bases 216 to 1637 code for a protein of 473 amino acids. NCBI's taxonomy places the organism in Eukaryota, Metazoa, Chordata, Lepidosauria, Squamata, Phrynosomatidae. The transcript is spliced from 10 exons.